Molecule: messenger RNA, 378 nt
Organism: Octopus bimaculoides (California two-spot octopus)
Lineage: Eukaryota; Metazoa; Mollusca; Cephalopoda; Octopoda; Octopodidae
Product: putative CENPB DNA-binding domain-containing protein 1
Source: RefSeq, a predicted model, not a curated record
AUGGCUCCUAAGAAAAUUCAUAGUGAAAGUGCAAAGCAUCAUGCUAUAAUGCUGAAGGAUAAUCUGGCUGUAAUAAAACGUCAUAAAAACGGUGGAAAAGUGGUAGCAAUUGCACGAUCUUUUGGGAUGAAUCGGACAGCUGUAUCGACGAUUGUACAUAAUAAGGACAAGAUUUUAGCACAUACCAAACCUGAAGCCCCAGAGAUGAAGAACACUGUCAGCGAUAAGAAAAAAGGCAAAAUCUUUGAAGAAAUUAAAAACCUUCUUUCUCCUUGGAUUGUUAGGUUGAAUCGUCAGCAGUCUGCUAUUACUCAAGAAAUCAUCGAAGAGAAAGCGUUGUCUUUGUUUGAGGACCUGAAGAAAAAAAUAUCCAGAUGA